Messenger RNA from Porites evermanni, 2224 nucleotides. Lineage: Eukaryota; Metazoa; Cnidaria; Anthozoa; Scleractinia; Poritidae. The record is from the annotation of a GenBank genome assembly.
AACGUAACUAACAUGGAAUGGUGGGAAAAGGAUGAAGAAUACCAGCCUGGAAUAAGUAUCUUCAGAGGCAUGAGAAUAGACCCCCCAUCCCCUAAGAAGGUGGGUUCAUCAGUGUCACAGGCGCUUUUUUAAAGUAGAAGCGGCUUAGAUUACUUUUACAUUGAAAAAUUUAUUGAAAAUAUUUUUUUAAAACUAACUGUCCUAACGGAGGAUAAUACAACUGCUGAGAGCAACGGUCAGUUGAGUCCCGUACAUAGCGACCUGGGUACGAGUCUGUGGACAGUUAUAAAAAGAGAACAAUGCGUUAAAAUAUGUUUUUCUUUCAUAACUACCACCACAAUGAAACACCUGGGAAAUUUAUCAUAGGAACACUUCUCAUACUUCAAAAAAGCUGUAUCUUUUAACUAUUUCGAGCCAUUUGAAAAUGCCGAAACAUUUUGGGCUAAAGGAAGACUUAUAAUUUCUUGGAAAACGAAAUGACACUUCUUCUUACCGUCCUUGGUCUUUUUCCACUGAAUAACCCCUUGUAGACUUCCGGUAUAUUUUAGGGGGAGCAGGGACAUCUACAACAAUAAUAAUGUUUCGUUGUGGAGAACAACGUAGUACGUAGUAUUAAACCUAUGCUGAUAUCCCAAGAUGGCAUUUACUGUAUAAUAUUAAUUUGUGCGGAAAGGUGAUGAUAAAUGUAUUUCAGCAAAGGCAUAUAUAUAUAUAUCACAUAUAUUUGUUUUCUCCGCAGGAUUUUGUCGAUCUAACGAAAGACCUGUCAUCUAGUAACGAAAGUACGCCUGUGAAGAACGAGUAUAAAAGACACGGCUUUGUUAAGGUAAGUAUCUCAAUUUGAGCAAAGAGAUAAAAUAAACAUUUUACACGAUAGUUGAUAGAAUCUUCUUGUAAACGAUCUUUGGAUUUUUUACCCUGGGCCGAGUUGUUCAAAGCUGGGUUAAGAUAACCCAGGGUUCUUGCGAGGUUUAAAUCGGCAGAUUUGAAAGCUUAAAAAGUAUUUCAGUUUUAUUCUUUUUGUCUACAAGUUGAUGACUGGAAGUUCUAAAAAUAACGGAGAAAAUUAUCCGAGAAAAUGCUUUUGAAUACAAGAACAACAAACACGGGUUAAAUUUAACCCCGGGUUAAGCGUUAGUCGGCCUUCGAACAACUGGGUCCUGAAGCAAGAUAGCUCUUAGAAGUUAACUCCUUUCAAAUAAAGAUUCCUAACGUGCAUCCACACUAAAAAAAGUAUCCAAAACUGAAGCGAUUGCAAGUCAGGAAAUACUUGCAAUCGUUUCAGUUUUGGAUAUUGGGACGGGGAAAAGGCGUAUUUAACUUGAACAUACCAAAAUAGAAAUCAUUAAUCUCAGACUCACUGUGAGCAUGUGAGCAUUAUCGGGCCCCUUUCCUCCCUCCCCCCCCUCCCCCCCCCCCACACCCGCCUCUAAAAGAAAACAAAUCGGUGUGGGACUAACAAAUAACAGCGACAUCACUUUUAUCGUCUGAUUAAACCUUUUCCUUUUUGUCAUACAGUUGGCGAUGAAUAAUGAGUGUCAAUAAAAUUUAUACAUAGCAGAGUUUUGAUACAAAUAAUUGGUUUGCAGCUUGAACCAGCACCAGCUGGAAAACGCAGAAAAAACGUAGCAGAUUCUCUCUUAAAAAGGUAGGUUGAACAUAUACAUUUAAAGAAUCUACCAGUUACGUCCUUUAUCCUAAUUCUCUAAGUGGAAAAUCUUAGAUAACUUUUCUUAUUAUCAUGGGCUUCAUUCUGACUCUUCGUAUCACCAACAAACGAUUAAUUUCUUAAUCAGUUGUGGUUAACGUAAAACUAAAAAUUACAAACUUUAAUUCCCUUUGUUUCAGUAAUUUAGAAAUUCAAAUUAACUAUACUAGAGCAAAAAAUUGGAGUUUUUCGUUCAUGGUUAGUCUGAGAUGGGUUAGUCAAGUCUGGCUUAAUUGUUUAAUUCUUCUAAGAAAGUCAGUUCCGUUUUUAAGGAUUUAAAUUCCCAAGAUGAUGUUCCUAAUGGAUGUUACUCUUGUACUUUUUUCUUCUUGUAUUAUUUUUCUCUAUUUGCUUUUACGUCUCUGCUCGAUAUAAUUAUUGAACUAACAAAACAUAUAUUUCGAUCAGUUGUCAACAUACAAACCGCUUUCAAGUAUAAUGGCUGCCAGCCUUGCAAUCAAUAACUUGAUCAUUUCUUGUAGGGGCACCAAUCAUCAAACUUUUUCGAAACAGAGC